ACAGUCAACGGUAAACUGCUGGUGCGAGCCAGUUUACUUAAAAAAAUUUCGCCGUCGAUUCGACUUAUUGCAGAAGAAGGAUGCCAGUAACGAUAUGCUUAUUCUACGCAGUUUACUUUAAUCUUCCACACUGUAACAUCUCAACGGUAAGUCUUCAGCUACCUUGUAACUAGGAAUUAAAUAAAUACUUGACACCGCUUAAGAGAUGGCUAAUGUGUAAUACUUUCAUUGUGCCCUCCCGGUAUGACCCUCACGUUGUGUUAUAUAUACAUUGGCAUCUGAUAACAUAAACAUCCGUCUGUUUCUUUAUCACCCUCAUCAUGGUCGAGAAGAUUUACAUUGUGCGGCAUGGCUUCCGAAUGAACUGGGUCAUAAGCAACUGGAAAAGCGCAACUGGGCUACCGAGGGAUCCUCCCCUGGCUGCAUUGGGCGAGGCGCAGGCGCGGGAAUGCGCGUCAUACUUCCUUUCGCUGCCAGAGGAUGAACGGCCUACAGCAAUCUUCUCUUCGCCUUACUACCGUUGUCUUCAAACAGCUUCUCCCGUCUCUGCUGCCCUUGGUAUCCCUAUCUACGUUGAACACGGCCUCUCAGAAUGGUAUUCUCCCGUCGAGCCGAACACAGGACUCCAUCCUCGCCCUGGACCUGCAUCUUCCCUCGAACCGUAUUUCCCAGGUCAGAUAUCAACCGACUGGGAUAGUAUUCACUACCCCUCGCGACUAGGCGAAACUGUUGAAGAGGUGCAUGUCCGUGUUGAAUCCUUCCUCCAGGACUUUUUACCUCUUCGACCUAAAGCAGAGAGGGUCUUAUUCGUGAGCCAUGCAGCAACGAUCGCUGCGUUGGUGAGGUUACUCAGCGAAGAGAGGAACAUGCCCAUCAGGAUAGGAUGCUGUUCAUUGAGUCAAUUUCACAGGGACGGAAAUGCUUGGUCCAGGGUCAAGAUAGCAGAUGGCUCUCAUCUCAGUGGAGGAUCCUUGAGAGAUUGGGGUUUUCAGGAUAUUGAGGUCGACAAAGGACGCGUUGUCAACGACCCUGGUGUUCCGGGCUCGGAGAAUGAGAAAAACGAACCAGUGGGUUCAAUGGUAAGCAAAAAUUUGAAUGUGAUUGGCGUUACAAGUAGUCUGUAGAUGACGUCUAUUAAAUUUGUAUUUAUACACACAUACUUAGAAUGUCACCCAUGCGCUUGCAUAACUUAC
This is a messenger RNA of Guyanagaster necrorhizus, 1193 nucleotides long. Its product is annotated as phosphoglycerate mutase-like protein. The transcript is spliced from 4 exons. Bases 321 to 1124 code for a protein of 267 amino acids. The record is from RefSeq and is a predicted model, not a curated record. Lineage: Eukaryota; Fungi; Basidiomycota; Agaricomycetes; Agaricales; Physalacriaceae.